AUGGCACCGACGAAGAAGGACGAAAAAGUGAGCAAAGCGGCCAAAGCGGCCAAGUACGUGAAGAAGGGCGCGAAAGGGAAGCUUCUCAAGAAGCGAUUUUCGCCAACGUUUCACCGACCGAGAACGUUGAAAAAUGCGCGCGCGCCAAAGUACCCGAGAGUUUCGGUGCCGCCGCCGCAAAAGCUCGAUCAAUUCCAGGUGUUGAAGUUUCCGUUGACGACUGAAUCCGCAAACCAAAAAAUCGAAGAGAACAACACGUUGGUCUUCAUCGUCGACGCCAGAGCGACGAAGGUCCAAAUCAAAGCGGCUGUGAACAGAAUGUACGACAUCAAGUGUGAGAAGGUGAACACGUUGAUUCGUCCGGACGGCCAAAAGAAGGCGUACGUUCGCUUGACUGCGGACUACGACGCUUUGGACGUUGCGAACAAGAUUGGCAUCAUCUAA
Messenger RNA from Bathycoccus prasinos, 444 nucleotides. RefSeq lists its product with no specific name. The transcript has 3 exons. Gene Ontology annotation, molecular function: rRNA binding; structural constituent of ribosome. Gene Ontology annotation, cellular component: cytosolic large ribosomal subunit; ribosome. Lineage: Eukaryota; Viridiplantae; Chlorophyta; Mamiellophyceae; Mamiellales; Bathycoccaceae. Gene Ontology annotation, biological process: ribosomal large subunit assembly; translation. Bases 1 to 444 code for a protein of 147 amino acids. The record is from RefSeq and is a predicted model, not a curated record.